AUGUUCGAACCCUCCUCUAAAAUAAGAGAAGCCUCCCAUGCAGGGAGUUGGUACAUUGGAGACGGCAAGCAAUUGGAUGCCCAAUUGAACGACUUCUUAUCAAAAGCCAAAGGAGAAACCAUCCCAAACAUAAAAGCCAUCAUCGGGCCACACGCUGGGUUUUCAUAUUCAGGUCCAACAGCUGCCUUUGCAUAUUAGCACUUAGUUUAAAAAGAAAGAAUGAGAGUCUUUCUACUUGGACCUUGCCAUCAUACUUACAUCAAAGGAAUUGGGUUAUCUGAGUUAGAACAGUACGAGACUCCACUUGGCAACAUUGAGUUAGAUUAACCAACAAUAAAGCAAUUAAGUGCAGAAUUGAAAAAAAACUAUGUGUUUACCAAUAAGGACAUUGAGGAACAGGAGCACAGUUUAGAGAUGCAUCUGCCUUUCAUUUACAAGAUAUUUCCAAAAUGCAAACUUAUCCCCAUUAUGGUUGGUGCAACUAGCGAGGAACAAGAUGCUUAAGUGGCAAGUGUACUUGUCAAAUACUUCGUUGAUCCGAACACGGUGUUUGUCAUAUCAUCUGAUUUCUGUCAUUGGGGAAAGAGAUUUCAAUACACUCCUUAUAAUAAAGAACAUGGAGAAAUUCAUUAAUCUAUAGCAUAAUUAGAUGGAUAAGCCAUCAAAUUGAUUGAGUCUCAUAAUAUUAAAGAAUUUUAUAAGUAUCUUGAUGAAACAGAGAAUACCAUUUGUGGUAGACAUCCGAUUUGUGUUUUACUAAAUAUAAUUAACCUAAGCAAAUUGCAAUUAAAAACAUAAUUAGCCAGGUAUGCUCAAUCGAGUCAAGUGACAAAACCAAAUGAUUCCUCUGUGAGUUAUGCAGCAUUGGUGACUAGUUUAAUUUGA
Paramecium tetraurelia is the source of this 885-nucleotide messenger RNA. RefSeq lists its product as uncharacterized. NCBI's taxonomy places the organism in Eukaryota, Ciliophora, Oligohymenophorea, Peniculida, Parameciidae. The record is from RefSeq and is a predicted model, not a curated record. The transcript has 7 exons.